AUGCCCUCACUUAUAUUGAUCUAUUUUCUCAUCAACAGCACGACGAUGCUUCACAUGAUUACUACAAGCUCAGACAUGGAUUUUACAAACAGCAUGUUAAGAGUCGAUCACGAUGGAGACAUAUAUGGAGGAUUAUCAUCCUGUUCUUCUGUGGUCUCACCUGGUCCAACCACGGUUCAUUCGGCCCCAGCUACCCCCAUGCACAAUCCAGAUGGCAGUGUUGAUGUUGGCUAUAGGACUGGAUCGCAGCGUGGCUUCUUUGAGGGACUUCUGGGAUGUCUGAAGCCUGUAUGGACUAUUCUGGGCAAGGCGACGGCAGCGGAGUUGAAGCAGCAAGAUGACUGGGAAAUACCAUUUGAAAGUAUCACCGACUUGCAGUGGCUGGGGAGUGGCGCCCAGGGCGCGGUUUUCCUGGGGAAGCUGUGCAGUGAGGAGGUGGCGGUCAAGAAAGUCAGAGACGUGAAGGAAACAGACAUACGUCACUUGCGGAAGCUGAAUCAUCCAAAUAUCAUCUCUUUCAAGGGUGUCUGCACUCAAGCUCCCUGCUACUGCAUCAUCAUGGAGUACUGUCCCUACGGCCAGCUGUAUGAAGUACUUCGCGAUGGUAAGGAAAUUCCACCCACACUUGUACUGGACUGGGCCAAACAAAUCGCUAGCGGCAUGAACUACCUCCACUCACACAAGAUCAUCCAUAGGGACCUCAAGUCUCCAAAUGUCUUGGUCUCCUCCAAUGACAUAGUGAAAAUCUCUGACUUUGGCACCAGUCGAGAGUGGAAUGAGAAAAGUACCAAGAUGUCUUUUGCUGGUACAGUUGCCUGGAUGGCACCCGAAGUGAUCAGAAAUGAGAUGUGCAGUGAGAAAGUUGAUAUUUGGUCGUAUGGAGUUGUACUGUGGGAACUGCUAAUCGCAGAAGUGCCCUACAAAGAUGUUGAUUCUUCUGCCAUCAUUUGGGGAGUUGGCAGCAACAGCCUCCAUCUGCCUGUUCCAACAACCUGUCCAGAAGGAUUUAAACUUCUUAUGAGGCAAUGCUGGAGCGCUAAACCCAGGAACAGACCAUCUUUCAGGCAGAUCCUCAUGCAUCUGGAAAUAGCCUCAUCAGAGCUCCUCAACUACAGUCCUGAGAAAUUUGUAAACUCUCAAGCCGUAUGGAGAGAAGAAAUCCAAGAAAGUUUCCAGAAAAUGAAGGCUGAGGGAUCUAAUUUACCACAACUAGAGGAAGAACUAAUCAAAAGGAGGAAAGAGGAGCUGAGGCAUGCCCAGGAUGUCAGAGAGCACUAUGAGAGGAAACUGGAGAGAGCCAACAACCUCUACAUGGAGCUGACAGCGUGUAUGUUGCAGCUGGAGAAGAGGGAACGGGAGCUAAUCAAACGUGAACAACAGCUGAUGCUGUACAACAAGCGAAGGAAAAGUAUUGUACGACCCAUUAUUAAGGCUCAGGAGAAACUAGACAGAAUCACCAAGAAGCGAACCCACAAGUCAGCUUCAGACAUAACUACCCCAGACUCCAUGAAGAACAUGGAGGGCAGUAGCAUGACCACAAGCUCGGAGAUGGUGCUUCCGUCACCAAACAAGAUGCGUUCCCGGAAAUCUCGCCACCGACGUAACAACAGCCGUGGUUCUGUCAAAGACUUAAUUUCACCUUUGAAGUCUCCAUCACGUGAACCUUUUCAUUUAGGGGAGCAUGUGGACUACCAAAAUGUAGCAGUGCUGCAUCAUGCUGAACAUGGCCAUCACACACCACAUCCAGGCAGUUUCAAAUUCCUGGGUCCUGGUACAGCUAUCAGAGAACAGCCAACUGAGGAUGAAGAUGAGAGCACUCAAGGAAAGUGUCAGCUUGAAGGAGUUGACAGUAAACUCUGUUCUGGUAGCUGUCGGUUAUCUGAGUGUUCUCCAGCAUUGCAAAGUCCUGACUGUAGCACCAAUGGUAACGCUUAUGAUACCUCAAUAAGAUGUGAUGGUAGCUGUAGCGGUGCAGCUUAUAACAGCAAGAGAUCAUCUCAGAUAAGUGCGGAUGUUGAAAGUGCAUGUGACACGUCACCACUGCCUAGCCCAAGACAUCCUCUGAUAGAGACAAUGAUAGAAAAAUCCUCACCGGAGGCAGAUAUCUCAUUUCGCCAAGACACCGGUUCAGGGUCCUGUUCUUGCUCCCCGAUGGCAUCACCUGCUGAUUGGCAACAAUCCAUUACUCAGCCUAACCCCAUCAGAGAAAAGGACUCUAAUGAAAAUUUGCACUGCCCUAUCAUUACCUCUGAUAUCUGUGACACAUCAACUCAUUCAGAAGAUUCCUGGUCAGAAGAAGGGGAACUCAGCGAUGAUGAAGAAUCCUUACAACAGCCUCCAUGUCGACAGUCAUAUUCAGCCCAGAGUUCUGAGGGUGUCUUUUCUGAGGAGGACACGACCAGCGACCAGUCUGGACACAAAGAUGGCAGUGGUGAUGGAGAGAAUGGACACCUAUCGACUGGCAGCACAGAGAAUCUAGAGGCAGAACUGUCUAAGUCUACAUGCAUAUCAGAUGGCUUGUCUGACAGGGAGUUGACUGUACAGAAGAUGAAAAACAAGGUUAACUCCACUGACAGAAUAUUUGAGAACUCUGACACAGAAACAAGUUUAGAUUCUGAUGAGUGCUCAGAUAUAACAGUCUCUACUGCAGUCUUCAUGACCCGGUCUUUGGAGAGUAGCACCCUCUGGUAG
Messenger RNA from Candidula unifasciata, 2691 nucleotides. The record is from the annotation of a GenBank genome assembly. NCBI's taxonomy places the organism in Eukaryota, Metazoa, Mollusca, Gastropoda, Stylommatophora, Geomitridae.